Molecule: messenger RNA, 1065 nt
Organism: Symbiodinium necroappetens
Lineage: Eukaryota; Dinophyceae; Suessiales; Symbiodiniaceae
Source: the annotation of a GenBank genome assembly
AGGUGGGGCAGCCUGGACCCACCAGGCUCGAUAUCUGGCUCCGUUAGCGCCGUUACCGCCCAGGACGGCGAGACUGCAGAUGCUGAGUCCGAAAAUCAUUGCUUUCAGGUAGAAACGCUCUGGCGCCCAGAGUGGUGUCAUCAAUGUGACACCUUCUUGGCAGGGCUAUGGGACCAAGGAUGUCGCUGCACCUACUGCAGGAAGCUCGUAUGUCAUUCUUGUGCUGAAAUGCAAGCGCUUUGUGUCGAACGCAAGAUGAGGAUAGCUGCAAACAACGAGGCGAAGCUGAGAUCGAGGAUCCACGAGCUUGAAGCUUUGCUGGCUUCAAGAGGUGGCAUGGGCAUGGCUGUCUCAUCGAGGGUGCGCAGCCGCGAUGCUAGCCCUCACCGGGAGACUCAGGAGUCGUGGACAUCCCUCAGUUCAAUCAAGCAUCUGCAUGGGCUACAGGGCAAGUAUCUCGCCGAUGCGAUGCAGGUUCCUGAUGUGGAGCUUCAAGACUAUCUGUACUCGAAGCCACUCUUUUCUGCAAAUCUCCCGAUGAGCUUGCCGGAGGUGCAAGCAAUCCUGCUGCGGCCUUCCUUCCUGGAAAGCGUUUUCCGAGCAGACGUGGGUGCUUUCGACAUUAUCGGAUCCAAGUGGGACAAAGCAUCCCAUGAGCCGCACACCUGCAUCCGCGGCUUUAAGUACAAAGUGCCGAUUCCAGAUGACGUUCCCCAUGCUGUUCGGGCAGUUCUUACGCUGCCUCCUCAUGCAACGUGCAAAGCCUUCAGCCGCCUCAAAGCAAAUGAACGUGAGGUUGUCUUGACGCUCCAGUUCAUUUCGGAGGGAGUCCCCUUUUCUGAGAACGUCCGAGUGCAGGUGACGGAUGCGAUCGUACCGGCUCAAGUCCAUGGCCAAGGACUCGUAUUGAGAAGGUGGGCAGUGGUUAUGUGGAUGAAGGAGUUCCCAUUUACCCUGCGCUUCCUGAAGAACAUUGUGGUGUCUCAGGUCAUGGACAGGUCGCGGAAAACUGCCCAGAUACUAGUGGACCAGCUGCUUCUGGCGCGCGUGCCGACUUCCGGGUAG